Molecule: messenger RNA, 2097 nt
Organism: Sceloporus undulatus (fence lizard)
Lineage: Eukaryota; Metazoa; Chordata; Lepidosauria; Squamata; Phrynosomatidae
Product: vomeronasal type-2 receptor 26-like
Exons: 4
Coding region: 1-2097 (698 amino acids)
Biological process (GO): G protein-coupled receptor signaling pathway
Cellular component (GO): membrane
Molecular function (GO): G protein-coupled receptor activity
Source: RefSeq, a predicted model, not a curated record
AUGGCCACCAAUGAAGACUCACAGUAUAUGGGGAUUGUCAGCUUGCUUCAGCAUUUCAGAUGGACGUGGGUUGGGCUUUUUGUGGUGGAUGAUGACAGUGGAGAGAGAUUUUUGGAGACCAUGGAUCCCUUGCUUUCCCAGAAUGGAAUCUGCACAGCCUUCACAAGACAAAUUCUAACCCAAGAUCAUUUGCAUGGCCAGAAAGAACGGGAUCAUCUAAUCCAUGAUAUGCAUCAGAUUUACAGAUUAUCCAACACCAGAAUAUUUAUCAUCUAUGGUCCACCCUCUAUUGUUAUGUGUCUUAAAUAUUUUCUUAUUCAAGGAAUUCUUCCAAGUGAGAUCAGUCUAUUGACUGGAAAAGUGUGGAUUGCUACUGCUCAGGCUGAUUUUGUACUAACUAGCAUUAGCCGGGACAAAGAUGUGGAAAUGUUCCAGGGUGCUCUGUCCUUUAUGGUUCACUCUAAGGAAGUUCCAAGCUUCCAGGAAUUUCUUCAGACCAUAAAACCUGUUUGGACAGAAGCAGAUGAUUUUCUUAAGGAGUUCUGGCAGGAAGCCUUUGACUGUUCAUUUCCAGAUCCCAGGAUGCCAUAUAAGGUCUCUGGGACAUGCACUGGAGAGGAGAGACUGCAGAGCCUCAUUGGGCCUCUUUUUGAAAUGCGCUUGAGUGGCCACAGCUAUGGCAUUUAUAAUGCUAUCUAUGCUGUGGCCCAUGCUUUACAUGACUUGUACUCAACUAGGUCCCAUCACCGAGGGAAAGUGAAUGGUAUAAAAUGGGCUCUUCGGGAUCUGCAACCUUGGCAGCUCCAUCCUUUUCUUCAAGGGGUUUCAUUCAAUAACUCUGCUGGAGAAAGAGUGCAUUUUAAUGAGAACAGAGAAGUGAGAGCUGGAUUUGACAUAAUGAAUUUGGUGACAUUUCCAAAUCGAUCCUUUGUUAAUGUCAAAGUGGGACAAAUAGAUCCCAGUGCUUCCAAAGGAAAAGAAUUCAGCAUUGAUAAGCAUAGGAUUACCUGGCAUCACAGCUUCAAACAGGUCCUGCCCAUUUCAGUCUGCUGUGAUUCCUGCACUCCUGGUUAUCAGAAGAGAAAGAAGGAAGGGGAGAAAUUUUGCUGCUAUGAUUGUGUUCUCUGUCCAGAAGGGAAGAUUUCCAAUAAAACAGACAUGGCUGAGUGUUCCCCAUGCCCAGAAGAUCAAUAUGCUAACAUGAAUCAAGAUCAAUGUAUUCCUAAACUUAUAACCUUUCUAUCUUAUGUAGACCCUCUAGGAAAAUGUUUGGCUUCAAGUGCUGUUUGCUUAUCUCUGGUCACAGUUUUUGUGCUUGGGACUUUUAUUAAACACAAUGCUACCCCCAUAGUCAAAGCCAACAACCAGAAACUCACCUACACCCUCCUUGUGUCCCUCCUGCUCUGUUUCCUCUCCUCUUUCCUAUUCCUUGGUAAGCCAGGAAAAGCCAGCUGUCUUCUCCGACAACCAUUUUUUAGUAUCAUCUUCUCGGUAGCUGUUUCUUCUGUGUUAGCCAAAACAAUCACUGUGGUUUUAGCCUUCAUGACCACUAAGCCAGGGUCCAGGAUGAGGAGGUGGGUGGGAACAAGGGUGGCCACCUCCAUUGUUUUCUUUUGCUGCCUCAUUCAAACUACUAUCUGUAUCAUCUGGCUUGGAAUCUCUCCCCCGUUCCCAGAGUUAGACAUGAGCUCAGUUGCUGGAGAAAUCACUGUGCAAUGUAAUGAAGGGUCUGCCGUUAUGUUUUAUCUUGUCUUGGGAUAUAUGGGACUUCUGUCCAUUAUGAGUUUAUUGGUAGCUUUCCUAGCCAGGAAGCUGCCAAACACAUUUAAUGAAGCUAAGUUUAUCACCUUCAGCAUGCUGAUCUUUUGCAGUGUUUGGUUGAUUUUCUUUCCAACUUAUCUGAGCACAAAAGGGAAAUACAUGGUAGCUGUGGAGAUUUUCUCUAUCUUAGCCUCCAGCACUGGGUUGCUCGGUUGUAUCUUUCCCCCAAAAUGUUACAUUAUUCUGCUUAAGCCUGAGCUAAACAGCAGGGAGCACCUAACCAGAGCUAAACUUAGACCUGGGACAUCAAGUUGUCCAUUUAAAGCUGUCAUAUGA